This is a messenger RNA of Cololabis saira (Pacific saury), 3424 nucleotides long. RefSeq names its product RIPOR family member 3 (gene ripor3). The transcript has 24 exons. Lineage: Eukaryota; Metazoa; Chordata; Actinopteri; Beloniformes; Belonidae. Bases 240 to 3119 code for a protein of 959 amino acids. The record is from RefSeq and is a predicted model, not a curated record.
UCAGAAUAGAGAGUCCAGCGGAGGAGGAGGACGAGAGGACGAGGGUCUCAAACCCUCGCUAUCAGGACGGAGCAGACGGUCCAGCCCACACACACACACACACACACCCACACACUUACACACACACACACACACUUACUAACACACACACACACACACACACUCUCAUGGACGCCACCCGCCCGCCUUGCUGGACUCGAACCGACGCUCUGGAGUGAGUCUCUCUUCAGCCCGUCAGGAUGUCGGUGAAGCUGCGGUUCGAGUCUUCGGGAGAGGGCGGUUCGGUCCGGAGGAGCCGCUCCUUCACCGGGUUCAGCUCCUUGACCGGCCGGCAGCGGUCUUCUGCGCGGAACUCCCUUCGCCUCAAAGCCUUGGCCAGGAGUAAAUCUCCCAGGAUGCACUUCUCCCCGGGUCGCGGGACGGGCUCUGUCUGGUCCCUGCAGCCGGAGCAGGUGGACCGGGUCUUCCUGGCCCUCAGCCGAGGACUCAAGGAAUAUCUGGAGAGUCACAUGACAGAGAUGGACUUCCUGUCCUCACAGCAGCGGGAGACGAAGAGGAACUCCAGACUGGCGUUCCUCUACGACCUGGAGAAGGAGAUCCGAGCGCUGGAGCGGCACAUCCGGAGACUGGAGUUCCAGAUCAGCAAGGUGGAAGAGCUGUACGAGACGUACGGCGUGCAGUGGCGUCUCUGCCAGGGAGCCCUGAACAUGAGGAGAGCUUUCUCUCUGUCUCCGUCCAGCAGAGGAUCCAGAGAGAGUCUGGUGGAGUUAGGACGGAGCCACCGGGUCAGCCUGCAGGAAAUGUCGUCCAUGGAGGGAGACCUGGAGCGUCUCCUCGGGGAGCUACACAUCAGGAUGAAGGGUCUGAUCGGCUUCGCUCGGCUCUGCCCCGGCGACCAGUACGAGGUGCUGGUGCGGUUGGGCCGGCAGCGCUGGAGGAUCCGAGGCAGGAUCGAGUCGGACGACACGCAGUCCUGGGAGGAAGAGGAGAUCGUCUUCCUCCCUCACAUACACCACAACUUUGAGAUAAAGGUGACGGAGGCCAAGGGUCUGGGCUGGCUGCUGGUCGGCAUGGUAACGUGUGCCAGUGCUGACUUCUUCGUGGCGAAGCCGCAGCUGAUGCUGGUGGACAUCACGGAGCUGGGAACCAUCAAGCUGCAGCUGGAGGUCACCUGGAAUCCGUUCGACGGCGCCGAGAGGAUGAAGCCGCUGUCCGUCAGCCGCCAGUCGGUGUCCAGCAGGAAGAGCUCGGUGUACAGCUGGACGGCGCCGAGCACGCCCUCCUUCACGGAGAAGUACUUCCUGUCGAUGGUGCGGCAGCUGCAGGACCCGGACGGCUCCCUCCCCUCCCUGUUACCCAGAAGCCACCACAGCAGGGGGGGCGUGUCCCUGAUCAGCUACCUGUCUGACCCCGCCCACUCCUCCGCCGGGCCGUACUCCCCCAGCUACAGCCGGGCCACCAGCCUCGGAGGGAGUCGCACCCAGCUGUCCCUCGGAGAGGAAGACGAGCUGGAAACGAGGGAGGAGGAGGAGGACGAGAAGACGGGAGUGGAGGAGUGGGAGAGUCCUCCGUCAGCGAAGGAGAGGAACGAUUCUUCUCCUGCAGAGUUACAGAGAUCCACCACUCCAGACAUCCUCAGGAACCCGGGCGGAGAAGCAGCCGAUGAGAGAGACACAAAAGAGGUAAAUUCUGCUGCGGCCCCGCCCACCUCGCCGGCCCCGGCCCCGGGGGGGUCAGGGGUCACGGCCGCCCAGCGCCGGGCCCUGGCCCUUCGGCUGGGGGCCCUGAUGGCGGAGCUGGAGAAGACCCUGCAGGACCAGGACGGCUCGGACCCUGAGCUGCGGACCCUGGAAGACCGGCUGGUCCACCUGGGAACCAUCCUGAAGAACAACCUGUCGCUGCUGCGGCGCUCGUCCUCCGAGGAGACGCUGGCCGUGGAGGAAGUGCUGGGCAGCUUCGACUUCCUGUCACAUGACCUCGGCGCCGAGGACGACGCGUCCUGCCUGGAGGACAGCGGCAUCGGCUCCAUCCAGCGGAGCAUUCUGGGAAGUCCGGGCCUCCCGUCUCCGGCCAGCCGCUCCGGCUCCGAGGAGGACCUGGUGGCCCCGCUGACUUCUGGGAACUGGAGUCUGGACCAGGCCCUGGAGACGCACCUGGACCUGUGCUGCAUCCUGCUGCAGAUGCUGAGGACGAGCGAGUUCGGGCCAACGCGGCGGGAGCUGCUGGAGGAGGCGUCCCGCCAGGCAGACGUCCUGGACCGCGUCAGCUUCCUGCUGCUGGAGAAGAGCGACGGCGUCGCCGCCCGAGACGUCCUCCCCGAGGCCCAGCGGUCCCGGAACGUCCUUCUGUUCUGGGACGAGUGCGUCCUGGACGCCGCCGGCCCGUUCUGCUGCCACGUUGACGGAUUCUCCCGCGCACUGAAGCGCCGCUACACCCACAAGGUGAAGGCCAAGCGGCCCGGCCAGUCGGACCAAGUGUUCUCCCAGCUCCUGGUUCUGGUCCAGUCCCCGUGCCGGCUGGUUCCGGGCUGCCGGCCCGUCUGCAGCCCGGACCGGGUCACCGUGUUCCAGCUGUUGGUCCACCUGCAGCGGAGGGGGGUGAGAGAGCUGGGGGAGCACAUCUCCCGCCUCUCCAGGGAAGAGCACAUCCUGUCGGCCCUCGGAGGCCCCAAACGGAGGCGGGUCCUGGCCAGGCUGAGGGGGCGGAGCAUCGCAGAGCUCCUCCCCCUGGGCGGGACCCUGCGGACCCUCGCCGCCCUGCAGCUCCACCCCAACCACAAGGUCUGCAAGGCUGCGUCCAGCUGCAUCAGCAGAGCCGCCGGCUGCAAGAACUUCAGGAGCAAAGCCGUCGUCUUCUACACGGAGAGUCUGCAGAGCUCCGACCUGCAGCUGCAGCUCAGCUCCUGUCUGGCCCUGAAGAGUCUGAGGGCGGUGGAGAGUGUGGAGCUCAUCUCAGACCUGUGGAGGACGGAGGACGAAGAUCUCCGCAGCGUUGCCAAGGAAACCGUCCUCUCCUUCGGUAAAAAGGGAUACGGAGCUUUCCAGAAGAUGGACCAGUUGUACGCCGAGAUGGAGGAGGAGGUUUACAAGAACCUGGAGGAGGAAAUCACGUUUCUAUAACUCGGGGAUGAGACCUGGAAUCACGCAGAGCUCUGGAUGUGGAACCGACUCUAAACCAGGAUAAAGUCCCCGAGCCGUGAACCGGAGCUGCUCCUGGAUCUGAUGAAGGCGACGUCUCUCCGGACGGAUCUGCAGGCCCGAGGUCUCCGGGUUCAACCUGAGGAACUUUAUUAUCCUGGAUCUGGUUCAAAGACGUUUUCUUCUGCAUUUAUCCGUUUGUUUGUGUGCAAAUCUGACUGUUUGACCUUCUUCCUACAGGCAUUACUUUGGUUUUCAUGUAAAAUGAAGGAUAAAUAUAUAUUUUC